AUGUUGCGAAUGUGUCGGCGUUUGGCGAUGAAGUACGCUGACUUGGAGCUGACCACUCGGGGUGAAUUUCCGCAUGGCAUGAAGGAGCCUGGAUUUGUAAAGAAAUUGGACCAAAAUAUUCCGUGGUAUUUUUCCACAUACCGGUCAAUGUACCAUUGGCCAAUAACCGGUGAUAAUUGGAGCGACUUGAAUGAGGCGGAGAAGCAUCAUGAUCUUCACAUGUUUUAUACUUUAGCGUGGUGGAAAUUGGGGGAAGGUAUCUUUGACGCGAAUGAUGAGGACAAUUAG
This is a messenger RNA of Trypanosoma cruzi, 288 nucleotides long. RefSeq lists its product as uncharacterized. Lineage: Eukaryota; Euglenozoa; Kinetoplastea; Trypanosomatida; Trypanosomatidae. The transcript has a single exon. The record is from RefSeq and is a predicted model, not a curated record. The coding region runs from base 1 to 288 and encodes 95 amino acids.